AGGCUAUGCUUCAGGAGGGACAAGUUGUCCUCUUCCUCAUUGAGAGAGGCAUUGCAGUGGUCAAUCUGCUCGCAUUUCUCUCCUUCUUCACCCAAUGGAGGGGUCUCAUUUCUUCCCACGGACUAUCUCCCCUCAAACAGUUCCAAAAGAAAGUGCUUAAAGCAUGUUGGGGGGAGGCCAAAGAUAAAGGGAGUCCAAGAACGUGGAAAGAAUGGAUCGCAGUUUUUUGCACUGUGCCAAGUCUAACCUGGUUUUGCAACGAGGACUGGUUCCUUGCUUUCCUUAUUUACGCGGGAAUCGGUUGUAGCGUUUUAGCGAUCGUCAACUGUUACGCCAAAUUAUCAUUUCUUGUCUGUGGAGUUUGUUACCUGUCUCUGAAAUCGGUCGCGGAACCCUUCUUGAGUCUGCAAAUGGACGGGAACCUAAUCGAACUUGAUUUUCUGUUCUGGCUUGGAACUCUCUUCGAUUCGUUUUAUCCUUUUGUUCAAAUCAUCACUUUGAGAUUUCAUGUGUUUCGCAUCAUGCUUGCAUGUGGACUGGUCAAAAUAUUCGGUAGUGCGUGCUGGCGAGAUUUCACAGCGAUGUGUUACCAUUACUACACACAGCCUUUGCCAAAUCCGUUAUCACCGAUCUUUCAUUUCUUACCUACUUGGUUUCAUAAGUUUAGUACAAUCAUGACCUUUUUCGUGGAAAUUGGAGUCCCUUUUCUGUAUUUCGGACCGGCUUGGGCAAGGUUGUUAGGCCUGCUGGCCUCGAUGGGACUCCUGGUGAUGAUUAAUAUAUCGGGUAACUAUGGAUUCCUUGGUCUGAUGACAGUGUGUAUAACACUCAGUCUGACAAACGAUUCACAUUGGCUGUUUUUCACGCCUGCAACAGUCCCACCAAUCACUGUAAUGCAACAUAUUAUUGGUACACUUGGUAUAGCUAUAGUUCUUUUCUACAAUUUUGUAUGUCUUGCUCCUCUAAUUCAGAGCUCAAAGUAUAUGGAUCCUCCGUUUUUUCUAAAUAAAUGUCAUCAGGCUCUUAAGCCGUUUCGAGUUACGAAUUACUAUGGAAAGUUUGGAUCAAUGCGAACCGAGAGAUAUGAACUGAUUAUUCUGGCAACAUCAGAUUGUCAAAAUUGGAAAGAAAUCGACUUCAAAUACAAGCCGGGUAGAAUUACCAAUCAGCCUAAAUGGGUUCCGUUUGGUCAUUUGCCAAGACUGGAUUGGCGAACAUGGUUCCUGCCGAGUUUGGCGGCGAAGAAUCACGACCCACCCGAUUGGUGGAGCAAUUUGCUGCAGGGUAUUCUGUCGAACAACAAGGAGAUCCUAUCACUACUGGAUAUGUUCAAGUAUCCAUUCACGAGUGAAGAGCGACCAGUGAAGCUACGAACUGCCAUCUUCAGGUACAAUUUUGUACCGCCCAUCAAGCACAAAGAAGAUGGGAAGGGAGACGAUGACGCUAAAAGUGAUGCUCAGAAGGUUUUCUGGAAACGAGAGCUGAUCGGAUUCUUCGGCCAUGAAGUAACUCGUACUGAAGACGAUUGAUUGAAGAUCAUCUGAGUUUUGUCGUUUUUUUAAGAUUCGCAAUGCGAACGUGCAAUUAUUUCCUUCAUAUUGCUGCUAAAUGUGCAAUAUAAUUUCUCCCGAGUUAUGCAAUAUAACAAAAAUUAUUUAAAUAAUGAAAAGUUUCAAACAGCUUUUACACUUAAAAUAUCAAUAUGUA
Symsagittifera roscoffensis is the source of this 1707-nucleotide messenger RNA. Its product is annotated as lipase maturation factor 2-like. The transcript has a single exon. Gene Ontology annotation, biological process: protein maturation. Bases 6 to 1529 code for a protein of 507 amino acids. The record is from RefSeq and is a predicted model, not a curated record. Lineage: Eukaryota; Metazoa; Xenacoelomorpha; Acoela; Convolutidae. Gene Ontology annotation, cellular component: endoplasmic reticulum membrane.